Onthophagus taurus is the source of this 2025-nucleotide messenger RNA. The record is from RefSeq and is a predicted model, not a curated record. Lineage: Eukaryota; Metazoa; Arthropoda; Insecta; Coleoptera; Scarabaeidae.
AUGAACACCAGAAAAAUUUUUGAUUUCUUUAAACCUUUACCUAACCCUAAGAAACAAAAAGUUAAUGUGAAUAAUGGGAAAUGCAGUUCGGAAGCAUCGACUACGACUCCAAUUGUUGAUCUAGAUCAAAAAGAAGACGCAAUCGGAAUCAAGGAGGAUGAUUACCCUUCAACUUCCUCAUCGGACAAAGAAGUAUCCAGGUUGGUGGGAUUAGGAUCUGAUUCAGACGAUGGUAAGAUUAGUAAUGAAGAUAGUGAUUAUGUUAAUGGGGAUGAACACCCAGUUUGUUGGUCUCUUGAACAAAUUAUUGAAUUUAAAGCAAAAAAUCCACGGUUAAUUGUGAACAAAGAACUAGGUUGUAAUAUUUGCAGAAGCGUCAGUACUCUAGGUGCCGAGAAAACAAAGGGCCUUAAAAUUAGUGAAGAGUGGGUUUUAGGAACUGUUACCGCUUCUGGAAACAAUAAAAAAGACCAACAAUCCUCUCUUAGGAAAAAGAUGUUUUUACACCGUGGGUCUCGAGCUCACUCUUUAGCUGAAAAAAUACUCAAUGAAGCAAAGAAAGAUAAAAUGAAAAAAGCUGUUGCUUCUAUGCAUCAGGAACAGCAGAUUGUUACUGAGCGCAUUUUCCGCACGGCUUAUAAGCAGGCCAAACUAAAUAGGCCGUUUUUUGAGUUUGAAACAGAAAUCGAUCUUCAAAUAAUCAAUGGUUUGGAUAUGGGCCGAAUACUCCAUUCAAAUGUUGCUUGCUCCAACAUAGUUCAUCAUAUUUCUGAUGAAAUGAAAUCAGACUUAAUAAAUGGCCUAAUCAAGUCAGACUCUAAAUUUUCACUGCUUUUGGAUGAGGCAACUUCAGUUUCGAACAAAAAUGCUUUGGUGGUUUAUAUCAGAACUGUUUUAAAAGGAAUGCAAAACCCUAUGACAAUGUUCUUAACACUUUUUGAGCUAAAUAGCACAACAUCAGCUGGUAUUUUACAAGAACUUUUUAAUCAGUUACAAGCAUUAGGUCUAAGCUUUGAAUUCAUGAAAGACCAUAUGAUUGCUCUAACUUGUGACGGUGCAUCAGUGCUACUAGGCAAAAAAUCUGGCCUUGCUAUGCAGCUUACUGAAACAUUCCCCAACCUGUUCAUUUGGCAUUGUUUAAACCAUCGUUUAGAGCUUGCCGUGCACGAUUCGGUAGAAGAAGUAGCUGGAAUCAAUCAUUUCAAGAUAUUCAUGGAUAAAAUUAGAAACAUGUUUAGUUGCUCUCCGAAAAAUAGCAGGGAGUUGGCAGAAGUUGCUAAAGGACUAGAGGAGCAGAUUUUGAAAAUCGGCCGUGUUUUAGAUACUCGUUGGGUAGCCUCCAGCUUAAUGGCGGUGAAAGCAGUAUGGACAGAUUUUAAAGCUUUGUACAAUCAUUUUUUACAAGCAUCUGAAGAGAAGCAACGGGACUUGAAACAACGUUCGUCUUACAAAGGGCUUUGUAGUACAUUGUCAUCUACAACUUUUGUACACAACCUGGUGUUGAUGUACGAUGCUUUAGAUGAGUUAGCGGAUUUAUCCUUACAGCUUCAGCAAUCAAGCCUCAACUUAAUCCAAGCUCACAGUGACGUAACAAUGUUAAUAAAAGUGUUUGAAAACCGAGUUGAUAACAUGGGUAGACGUGCAGUGGAAGCUAAAAUUGCUAUAGACAAUAUGAAGUUUCAAGAUGUUGAACUUUGUGAAAGAGCCAAGAUUCCGAUUAUUCCAGAAAAACAGUUCUACCGGAGCCUUGCUAACAACUUGACUUCAAGGUUGCUAUCAUCGUCAAAUGCGUCUGAAAACUACAACUCCAUCAUGAAUGACAUCAAAGUGAUCCACCCCAUGUAUUGGCCAAAAGACUUAUCUAUCACCUACGGAGAAUACGAGAUCCAGCGAAUCUGUGAUAAAUUCAAGAUUAGCAGCUCUCGGGAUAUAAUUAGAGACUUCAGACACUUCAAGCAGGGACUGAAGCCUAUGUUAAGCGGAGAGAAACCUACUAUUAUUGAGCAGCCGCCGUCGUUUAAAUAG